Molecule: messenger RNA, 1437 nt
Organism: Talaromyces rugulosus
Lineage: Eukaryota; Fungi; Ascomycota; Eurotiomycetes; Eurotiales; Trichocomaceae
Exons: 1
Coding region: 1-1437 (478 amino acids)
Molecular function (GO): protein binding
Source: RefSeq, a predicted model, not a curated record
AUGAACCUUCUCAAGUUUCCCACUGAAAUUCUCAUAUUAUGCUUCGAGCCCCUUGACGACAUUUCUGAUCUCACUACCUCCAGACUCGUGUGCCGACAACUAGGCGCUAUCUGCGGGGGAAUGCUAUGGCGGAAUAUCAAUGUGCGUCUGUCAACAAAGUCACUCAAGCGGCUGCAAUACAUCUCCGAAAACCCUGAAUUCGCGAGGUCAGUUAGAGCGCUGACAUUCGACGUGGGCCUUUACCACACAGACUGUGCCACAAAUCUAAGUUCAUAUUCGAUAAAGUGUAUUAAUGAAGUGGAUUACGCAUUGCAAGAAGCCGAGCAAGAGUGGGAGCGGGAUAAGACCAUGCCCGAAGAGCAACUAGAUGCUUUUGUGCUCAACGGCACACAAUUGAGUACUAACUGGCGACAAACGGCGCACUUUGGGGAAACCAAAACCUUGAUGCAAGCUUUUCAGCACAAGUAUCGCGAGCUAGCCGAUGACCAAGCGCUUGCACUCCAGGAAUGCACAGACAUUUCCAAGUUUGCAAAUAUCUUGCGGUCAUUCACAAAUGUACGACGUGUCAAGAUUACGGACAAGCCAAUAAAAACCAAAUGGAAAUUCAAGGGAAAGGAUUCAAUUCUAAACGGGGAGAUAGGUAAAGCUAUCCGUAGUCUACGCCAGGACACCCUCGAAUAUUGGGAAAGCGAGUUGCAUCGGUACAUGGAUUCUCUGGUCUUCAACACAGACACCUCAACCCUGACAGAUAUAAUGGGGGACGUUAUUGCGUCGGCAUGCUUGAGCACGGGAAAAUGGAUAGAAUACCGGGGACAGUCGCCACCGCAUUCGCCGGUGACGGUUCUUGGGGAUAUCUUUACUGCUUUGGCAGAAUUGUCAAGCUUCCCCACCAGCCUGGAAGUCGACAUCAGGCGGUAUGCAUACGUUAAUAUUUAUAAAAUGACCGACAAACAGCUGGAAUACGCCAGAUAUCUCCCGCAAAAUGCAAAGUCUAUCCAUGUCUUAAUGACGCAUACUGAGAAUCCAGUCGAGCUUAAGCUUGUUCCUUUUAUGCUCAAGGAUUGGGAGCAGAUGAGAAAGCUUAUCACAGCCCUGGGUGAGAGUAGUUCAAAAUUGGAGGAUCUGGAGGUCCGUAUUGACGGCUAUCUGAAGUUAAAAGGGGGUACUCCGUUUCCAGCGGACAGCAAGUCCUUUAAUAUCAGAUGGGAGAAACUCGAGUCUCUGUGUCUGGAGGGAGUCCCGUUCCUAAAAACCAAAUUCGAGCACAUGGUGAAACAUUUGCCUGUAAGUUUGAAAAAACUGGAUCUGAAUAAGGUAUUUCUCAGUUCCGGAUCAUGGGCUCAUGCCACUGACGGUGUGAUCCAUACCGGCGUCCGGAAACCGCCAACGUUCCUUGAAACCCCGGAGGAUAAAAACCCCUGCGAUGAGUACUUCUAG